Molecule: messenger RNA, 480 nt
Organism: Miscanthus lutarioriparius
Lineage: Eukaryota; Viridiplantae; Streptophyta; Magnoliopsida; Poales; Poaceae
Source: the annotation of a GenBank genome assembly
AUGGGCACCAUGUACAGCACCAUGGCCACAAAGACGCACAGCGCGACGAACAACACCGCGGCGGCGUGGAGCGUCAGCGUGGGCACGACGAGGUCCGGGCGCCACGCGAGGAGGACCAGCACGGCGUGUGCCAUCGCGGUCGUCGUCGGUAGCAGCCAGUGGGGUUUCAGCCAGACAACAACCAUGAGUCUUGCUUGUCUUGUAUGCCAUGGCAUGAGCAGCCCCUCGCACUCUCUUCGAAGCUACUCAGUGUCAAGUUCAGAGGAGGAAAGCCGAUGUGGAGCUGCUGUUGCCUGCUUAGCUCGAAGAGUAACACCAGCUGGAACUUCUAGUGUUGGGACAUCAAAAGUGACCCCCUUUCCUCCCAUGGUGAGUGGUCAAGUUGGCACAGAGGGCACUCCUCGACUUCAACGCAGCCGUGCUGUGUCCAGGGACCUUGUUAGAGAUUGGAACUUCGAUGAAGUAAUUGUUGCAAAUUAG